AUGGGACGCAAGAAAAUUAAUAUAUCCAAAAUCACAAACGAGCAAAACCGCUAUGUUACAUUUAAAAAACGCAAAUUUGGUCUCUUAAAAAAAGCUUAUGAGUUAAGUGUAUUAUGUGAUUGUGAAGUAGCGGUCAUUAUUUUCAAUAAGUCCAAUAAGUUGUACCAGUACGCUAGUACAGACAUUGACCAAAUAUUGCUUAAAUAUACUGAUUAUACUGAUCCAUACGAAUCAUUGACAAACACCAAUAUUAUUGCUCAACUAGAUGACAGAGACAGUUAUAAAAAAUCAAAAUGUGUUAAUUCGUAUAUUAAUAAUGAGCCUAAUACUAUAGCUCAAACCAACAAUUAUAAAGUAAUGUGCACUCCUAGAAUUAAAUUUAAACACAAUGAUAAUAUUUCUGAUGAAGAUCUCAAAUUUCUUAUGGGAAAUACGAAGAAAAUGAUGAAUGAAAAGCAUAACAAGAAUGACAAUAAUGAUGAAGAUAGUAAUAACCUUGAAUAUAAAUUUAUUCCUGAAAACAAACUUCCAGAAGAUAUAAGAAAACUGCAAGAUAAUAACUUUGUUGAAUUUACUAAACCAGUAACUUAUAAUGACUCAGAUAUGAGUGAUAACGAGUUAAAAAUUGACAGUAAUGCUGAGAAUAAUUUUGAAGAUAUAGAUGACAGUUUACACAUGAAUAUAGAAAGUUAUAUUCCAACCACUUCGCAGCAACAAACUUCAAAAAAUAACCCAAUAACUGAUGAUGAAAUCAAAAUUGAAAUAAUUGAUGAUGACAUUAUAGUUGAAGAUGACAACAAUCUACGUGGAGAAAUAAAAAACAAUACAAAUCCACAAUUAAUGUCAAAUGUUGCAAAACCACCAUUAAAACCAAAUACUCACUCAAGUUUGGACGUUAUUCAAAAUGAAUCUCUUAAAAUUCAACCAGGGAACAAUGUUAAAUACCGUCCUUAUAAUAUUUUACGGACCUCUAAGAAAAGUCAUAUAGGUCUACCAAAAGAAAUGGUAAAAAUAUUACCAAAACCAUGUUGGAAAAUUCACAGUUUUAUAUCGCCAAAGAAAGAAUCCCCAAAACAGAAACAAAAAGCUUAUGAAAGAUUUAAUCAACAAUUACAGGACAACAAUGAUGUGUUAAUGACUGCUGAUAAUAAAAUCGAAAAUGCACAAGUGUCACAAAGUAGUACUACAAAUGACUUCUUAUAAUUACA
Molecule: messenger RNA, 1208 nt
Organism: Rhopalosiphum maidis (corn leaf aphid)
Lineage: Eukaryota; Metazoa; Arthropoda; Insecta; Hemiptera; Aphididae
Product: transcription factor mef2A-like
Exons: 7
Coding region: 1-1203 (400 amino acids)
Biological process (GO): positive regulation of transcription by RNA polymerase II; cell differentiation
Molecular function (GO): protein dimerization activity; RNA polymerase II cis-regulatory region sequence-specific DNA binding; histone deacetylase binding
Source: RefSeq, a predicted model, not a curated record